Messenger RNA from Arabis nemorensis, 918 nucleotides. The record is from the annotation of a GenBank genome assembly. Lineage: Eukaryota; Viridiplantae; Streptophyta; Magnoliopsida; Brassicales; Brassicaceae.
AUGUUGGUGUGUAGGGUUUUAUCCAGAGUUACUCGCAGCGCGGGCUUACGCUCGUCUCUCUCCUCCGUCGCUGCUACUCCGACGAGGAAUCAGAUUCCCAAAUUUUCCGGCCGAUUUCACUCCCUUGUUGACGGAACUCCCAACAAGCUUAUUGCAGUUCCAGUGUCGCUCCUAAACAACGGAACUGUAGAUUUGAAUACCCUUCGAAGGUUCAGCUUUUUUUCAUCUUCCUCUAAUGAAUCUAAGGAAAAUAAGAGUAACACUGAGGUCCCAAAGAGUAACAUCGAAGCUUCUGAGGAUGUGGAGGAGGCGGGGAAAGCUUCAGAUUCAGAGAGUGAUGUUGAGGAUUUGUCGAGGGACGAUUUGGUGAAGCUUGUGGUUGAGAAGGAAGAUCUUUUGAAGGUUCAGCAGGAAAGCUUAAAGGAAAUGCAAGAUAAAGUUCUUCGAAGUUAUGCAGAGAUGGAGAAUGUAAUGGACAGGACAAAACGUAAUGCUGAAAGCGCCAAAAAGUUUGCUAUACAGAACUUUGCAACGAGCCUUUUGGAUGUGGCGGAUAAUCUUGGAAGAGCUUCUUCAGUUGUCAAAGAGAGUUUUGCGAAGAUCGACACUUCAAAAGAUUCGGCUGGUGCUACUCCACUGUUAAAAACCCUUUUAGAAGGAGUGGAGAUGACUGAGAAACAAUUAGCAGAGGUAUUUAAGAAAUAUGGUUUGGUGAAAGAAGAUCCUUUAAAUGAACCGUUUGAUCCAAACAGACAUAACGCAGUGUUCCAAAUCCCAGAUGCUUCCAAGCCAGAAGGCACAGUUGCUCAUGUCUUAAAGUCUGGAUACUCGUUGUAUGAUCGAGUUAUAAGGCCAGCUGAGGUUGGUGUUACUUGCGCGGCGGAGAAUCAAGAAGGCGAGAAAGAGUCAGAAGCUUGA